Homarus americanus (American lobster) is the source of this 603-nucleotide messenger RNA. Its product is annotated as putative carbonic anhydrase 2. The record is from RefSeq and is a predicted model, not a curated record. The transcript has a single exon. NCBI's taxonomy places the organism in Eukaryota, Metazoa, Arthropoda, Malacostraca, Decapoda, Nephropidae. Bases 1 to 603 code for a protein of 200 amino acids.
AUGGACGACAGAGGAGGCAGAACAGGUGACGAUGGUGAGGACGAGAGGGAACAAGGAGACCAGGACGACAGAGGCAGAACAGGUGACGAUGGUGAGGACGAGGAACAGAACGAACCAAUGGACGACAGAGGAGGCAGAACAGGUGACGAUAGGAGGACGAGAGGGAACAAGGAGACGAACCAAUGGACGACAGAGGAGGCAGAACAGGUGACGAUGGUGAGGACGAGAGGGAACAAGGAGACGAACCAAUGGACGACAGAGGAGGCAGAACAGGUGACGAUGGUGAGGACGAGAGGGAACAAGGAAACAGACCAUGGACGACAGAGGGAGGCAGAACAGGUGACGAUGGGAGGACGAGAGGAACAAGGAGACGAACCAAUGGACGACAGAGGAGGCAGAACAGGUGACGAUGGUGAGACGAGAGGGAAACAAGGAGACGAACCAAUGGACGACAGAGGAGGCAGAACAGGUGACGAUAGUGGGGAGGAGAGGGAACAAGGAGACGAACCAAUGGACGACAGAGGAGGCAGAACAGGUGACGAUGGUGAGGACGAGAGGGAACAAGGAGACGACAAUGGACGACAGAGGAGGCAGAACAGGUGA